Molecule: messenger RNA, 1049 nt
Organism: Linepithema humile (Argentine ant)
Lineage: Eukaryota; Metazoa; Arthropoda; Insecta; Hymenoptera; Formicidae
Source: RefSeq, a predicted model, not a curated record
UCCAUUUUAAUAUUCAUCACACACAAAGAAAUUUUUGUAAAUGCUUUUCCAGAUGCUCGGAGAAUAUGUUGCACUUUGAUAGAUCUAAUUGCAAAUGGAUUAAAAUUUGUUGUAAAUAUAACCGAAACUACGUAUAAUUAUGAAAAAAUUAAAGCCAUAGACCAAAACGACCUAAAUGGAGAGCCAAGAAUACAAGAACUAUACCGAAAAACAUGUAAAGAAAAUUCAAGAAUUAGAAUGAGACACUAUGACAAAAUAAAUAUUGAUGACAGUUCCCAAAAAUCGAUAAGACGGCAGCAGAGAAGGAAAUCUGACGCAAAUCAUAGCGUCGAAAAGAAACAAAAAUGUCAUCAACGACGUAAUAAUCAUUACCGAAAUGCAGAAAUCAAAGACAUAUCAUCGGAAUCCAGUGCAGUCAAUAACAGUCCACAGCAAAAAACAAUAAUCAAUGAGAAAUGCGAAGAAGACAAUAUAAUAAUUCCGAUGAGUACCUCUUCAAAAACAAAGAUCAUGAUAUGUAAUACGAUGAUGGAUAAGAUAGAAAAUAGUACUGAUUUGCGACAAAAAGAACCUCCUAAAGAUCAUGAAAACUAUACUUCAAAAGAUAUUGGAACAGAAUCUUCUUCAUACAAGAAAAUUCUAAAUUCUAGCACAGUUUCAGAAAUCAAAAAUAAAAUCGAGUACGAAUCACCAAUGUGCAAAAGCAGUAAUCAUCGAGAUUGCAGUUACAAUAGUAGUUAUCUAUUUACGGCGAAAGCUCGUUAUAGUAAUUUAUAUUUCAUAUGUUGCAUAAAAGUAGAGAGAUUAUGACAAUUUGCUAUACAUAGGAAGAGCGUCCACAGAGCGCGAGUUACAUGAUAGACCCAGAAAAGAAAAUCGUCGGUUUCUUUAUGAUAUGAAGAGUAUUACGCACGAUUGUUAUGAAAAUGCACCGAUUAUAGCGAGUACGUAAUAACAAAAAGCAACAAGAAUCAAAUAAGAGGUCUAUAAUCUAUUUUAGAUUAUUGCAAAUAAUUGAUGCAAGAUUGACUCGUUUUUAAUUUAAAUUU